Perkinsus marinus ATCC 50983 is the source of this 156-nucleotide messenger RNA. RefSeq lists its product as hypothetical. Lineage: Eukaryota; Perkinsozoa; Perkinsida; Perkinsidae. The record is from RefSeq and is a predicted model, not a curated record. The transcript has 2 exons. The coding region runs from base 1 to 156 and encodes 51 amino acids.
AUGGGCAACUUCAUGCAAAUCACUAGAUGCUUAUUCGCCUCCUUCCUCAUAGCUGGGGUGAUGGCCUAUGGCUUGCAGCGUUCCUGUAUUGCGAUAUUCGCAACAGUCGAUCAUGGUAUUGGAGUUGUACUUGGAGGAACUCCGGUGAGCAUCUGA